Penicillium lagena is the source of this 1929-nucleotide messenger RNA. Its product is annotated as WD40 repeat domain-containing protein. Gene Ontology annotation, cellular component: SAGA complex. Gene Ontology annotation, molecular function: transcription coregulator activity; TBP-class protein binding. The coding region runs from base 1 to 1929 and encodes 642 amino acids. The record is from RefSeq and is a predicted model, not a curated record. Gene Ontology annotation, biological process: regulation of transcription by RNA polymerase II; chromatin organization. Lineage: Eukaryota; Fungi; Ascomycota; Eurotiomycetes; Eurotiales; Aspergillaceae. The transcript has 3 exons.
AUGUCGGCACUCGUGGAGGAGGAGGAUGAUCGCGAUCUGGCCGGGUCUCAAGAUGGAAGCUCCGACAACGAUAUCGACGAGACGAUGCGCGAUGCCGACGAUGCCGAGGGAGAUAACGAACCAGAUGCCGAUGGCGACGGAGACCAAGACGCAGAUAGCCCCUCGAACGCCAGCCAGGCGUCCGAGGGGGGCGGCGGCAGUGCUUCACAGCAACAGAACCAGGACGGCACGGAAGGCACAUCGCCAGGACCCGGGCAAGAAGAGUCGUCUUUCUCCGUCUACCACCCGCCUGUGCGUCCCGAGUGCCUGACGGCCAAAUCCUACGAUAUCGCGCCCACCACCGCCGCGCCACAUAGCACGUCGAUUAAUGCCAUCGCAGCUACGGCGGAUAUGCGCUGGGUCUUCAGUGGGGGGUCGGAUGGAUAUGUGCGGAAAUUCAACUGGGCGGACACCAUUAACAGCAAGCUAAUGUUGACUGUGGCGCAACGACAUCCAUUCGUGGAUAGUGUGGUCAAGGCAGGUGUGCUGAUGACAUACUGGGAGAAUAUGGAUGGGACGAAUCUGUCACCUGUGUAUUCCCUGGCCAGCCACAGCGAGGGUAUGUGGUUGCUCUCUGGGUUAGAGUCUGGAGUGAUUCGGCUACAGACUCUGCGCCAUGAAGAGGGCAAGGAGAUUGCCCGGCUACGACAGCAUACCUCGGCGGUGUCCACGUUGAACUUGACCUCGGAUGAAAAGUCCGUGCUGUCGGGUAGUUGGGACAAACGGGUCUUUGACUGGGAUUUGAAUACGGGACAGGUGCGGCGUGCCUUUGGAGGCAGCGCAGCACAGAUCUGUGCUGUGCAAAUCCGGCCUGAUUCUACGCUCCCGGUGCCGCAGGAUACCGUUGAGCCCCAACAAUCGAAUGGAACAUACGCAUCGAAUUACGGGGCCAGUGGCCACGAGAGUUUCGGCUUCAUGGAUACUUCGCAGGAUACCGGAGAGGCGGCCGCCGCUGAGAACCCGCAGGCGGGUUCACCAGCGGACUCGCUUUUCGGGGGCGCGGACUCGUUAUUCGGCGAUGCGGACGGUGGAGUCGCAGAUGGUGGAGAGCCCUCUGCUGGCGGGGUGUUUGGCGGGGAUGAAGACGACGAGUUUGGUCGCGCACUGGGGAACGGCGUUCUUGUGGACGCGGAUGAUGCACCGGGAGAAAUUGACACGGAAAUGCCACCCCCUUCUGAUUCCAUCCAAGGAAAACCCACACAACCCGAUGAUAUAACUGUCAAUACCGGAAACGCACAGUCAGAGAUACCCGAUGCUGAUAAUCCCACCGGGCCGGACCAACCAGCCGUCAACGGACUCCCCAAGGCCGAAGAUCUCGAAACGCCAUCGUUCAGCGGAGAGCCAUUUCAGAACACGCAGCAAGAGCAAAACGUCGUGACCGACACCACCUUCCUCGCCGCAUCUAUUGAUGGAACCAUCCGUAUCUGGGACCGCCGACAGCCCGACCCAGUCGCCCGAAUCACUCCCCGCAAUGUACCACCAUGGUGCAUGAAUGCCUGCUGGUCCCCCGACGGGAACUAUAUUUAUGCCGGACGCCGGAACGGCACAGUCGAGGAGUUCAGUCUGCACAAGGGACUCCGCAAUGCCGAGCGCACGUUCAAAUUCCCACAGGGAAGCGGGCCUGUCACAGCACUGAAGGCCAUGCCCAACGGGCAACAUCUUGUCUGUGCCUCCCAUGAUAUCCUCCGCCUCUACGACCUGAAACACGAAGAGACAUCUCGACACUCAACGGUACCGUUCUUGAUUAUCCCCGGUCAUCGCACGGGCACAAUUUCCCAGCUGUUUGUCGAUAAUGCGUGCCGGUUUAUGAUCUCGACGAGUGGGAAUCGCGGCUGGGAGGGUAAUACGACCGAGGUGCUGCUGGGAUAUGAGAUUGGGGCUUCUCAGUAA